GUUUGACGCGAGUGAUGGACCUGUUCAUGUGUGGCAGCGCCCCAUUGACCUCCGAGAUAUGUACGGCGGUGACGAUAUCGUGGUGCUUUACCACUACACCAACGCGACCGUCUUCGAGAACUUGGCUGCUGAAGUCUCUGCAGCUGCGCGUUUAGAGCUGCUUGUGGACCCCCACUCUGAUCGCGGCCCGGGCGUCUUGGCCUCACAGCACGAGCCUUCA
Messenger RNA from Symbiodinium pilosum, 220 nucleotides. The record is from the annotation of a GenBank genome assembly. Lineage: Eukaryota; Dinophyceae; Suessiales; Symbiodiniaceae.